This is a messenger RNA of Brassica oleracea var. oleracea, 1760 nucleotides long. RefSeq names its product molybdate-anion transporter. Gene Ontology annotation, cellular component: membrane. The transcript has 9 exons. Gene Ontology annotation, molecular function: molybdate ion transmembrane transporter activity. Bases 74 to 1423 code for a protein of 449 amino acids. Gene Ontology annotation, biological process: molybdate ion transport. NCBI's taxonomy places the organism in Eukaryota, Viridiplantae, Streptophyta, Magnoliopsida, Brassicales, Brassicaceae. The record is from RefSeq and is a predicted model, not a curated record.
AGUCAAGAUCUAAAAACUCCCAUCUUCCUCUCCGGCGUGCGUGGCUUCACCGGCGAGGUGACUUUUGUGAUCGAUGGGUGUGGUUAUCGAGAGCUUCGUCUGGGAGCCAACCUCAAGCGUCUUCGUCUUCUUCCUCCUCUCCACAUUUCUAUCGAUAUUCCUGUUCCCCUACUUCGCCAAAAGCAGAACGUUCGGUACCUUCGAUCACGCCGUCUCCUCAUCUUUCGCUCGCUUCCAAAGAUGGUUUCUAGCUAUCUACACUCUCUCUUCAGUGAUGGAAGGUAUAUGGUCGGUGUAUGGAGAAUCGGAGUUAGCGUCUUAUGGCGUGAGUAAAGAAUCAACGGUGUCUUAUCUCUGUGUUGGCUACUCGUCUUCUCUUGUUCUUGGUCCUUUACUUGGUGUCCUCUCUGAUCUCAUAGGUCAGAAGAGGAUUUGUCUACUCUAUUGCGUCUUGCACUUCGUUGUUGGUGUGUGGAAGAGGAUUACAAUGAGUCCUAGUGCCUGGUUUGCUAAUGUUUGCUUGUCUCUUGCUGGUCUCAUACAUUCAUUUGGGUUUGAGACUUGGCUCGUUGUGGAACAUGAGAAGCAAAGUCAGCGGAAUGAUUCGUUGAAUGAGACGUUCUGGCUGAUGACUUUUCUCGAGUCUGCUUCUUUGAUUGGAGGUCAAGUUCUUGCGAAUUGGCUUGCGGGUGGUAAUGUUCAGAGUGGCGUUGCGUUGUCUGCUACGGCGUCUCUGUUCUUGUCUGUUGUGGCCAUUGUUUGUAUUGUCCGGACUGCGAAAGAGCCUGUUAAGACGCUGCCACUUAGAGAUUAUUCUGCAGCGUUCUAUGCAUAUGUUCUUGGUGAUAAAAGAAUAUGGUUUCUAGGAACUGCACAGGCCUGCCUCCAGUUUUCCACUGCAGUCUUUUGGAUUCUUUGGGCACCGACGAUAGUGGCUGAUGGGCGAGAAGUGAAUCUGGGAUUGAUAUAUCCAUGUUUCUUGGGCUCAAGAAUGCUUGGGAGUACAGUAUUCCCAUGGCUUAUGAGCGGACAAUCAUUUCUCCGGCUUGAAGAUUGCCUAGUCUACAUAUACGCAAUACUUGCGGUUGUGUUUUCUAUAGUAGCCUAUGAUUAUCAGGAAAUCAGCACCUUAAUAGUACUUUUCUGCUUGUAUCAUGGCUUUGCUGGACUGGUACUGCCUUUGCUUGCAAGACUGAGGACCAUGUAUGUACCGAAUGAAUUGCGUGGAGGGAUGAUAAGCCUUUCUCAAAUCCCAGCUAAUGCAGCUAUCUUGUUUUGCUUAAUACAGAGAGGGUACUCCGACAAGAUUGAGAAUUCAACGAUGAUGGCUCUAAGUUCCGUUUCGUUAUUCUCUGCAUCUGGUUGUAUAUAUUUAUUACGACGAUGGGGAAAGUCACCACACCAAGACUGGCACAAGUUAUGAUUCUGUGUAGCUCCUGGUCUCUAAUUAUGGGGACUUGCCAACGUAAGGGGAAGCAGGACAAAGGUAAAUCUACAUGCUCCCUUACAUAACUCAGGUUGGUAUUUGUGAUCUUGUGUUAAUGGUCUCGGUAGCAGCUUGAAGUGAGCAAGCAAACAGACAAACCUCGAAGAAACUCAAGAUGCAGAGAACGAAUUCUAUCAAUUUUGAAAUAUUGAUUCUUUUUUUUUUUUUGGUCUUUGAAAUUGAUUCUUUUUUUGUUUUGUUCAUGUCUUUUUAAGACUAUCUUUGGACUUCAAGUAGUAAAUAUGAAUGCACUUAUUUUAAUGUUCUUAAAAAA